Molecule: messenger RNA, 951 nt
Organism: Chaetomium globosum CBS 148.51
Lineage: Eukaryota; Fungi; Ascomycota; Sordariomycetes; Sordariales; Chaetomiaceae
Product: guanine nucleotide-binding protein beta subunit-like protein
Exons: 5
Coding region: 1-951 (316 amino acids)
Biological process (GO): positive regulation of protein phosphorylation; rescue of stalled cytosolic ribosome
Cellular component (GO): cytosol; nucleus
Molecular function (GO): ribosome binding; translation regulator activity; protein kinase C binding
Source: RefSeq, a predicted model, not a curated record
AUGGCUGAGCAACUCAUCCUCAAGGGCACCCUGGAGGGCCACAAUGGCUGGGUCACCAGCUUGGCCACGUCGAUGGAGAACCCCAACAUGCUUCUCUCCGCCAGCCGAGACAAGACCCUGAUCAUCUGGAACCUCACCCGCGAUGAGACCCAGUACGGCUACCCCAAGCGGUCGCUGCACGGCCACUCCCACAUCGUUUCCGACUGUGUGAUCUCUUCGGACGGUGCCUAUGCCCUCUCCGCUUCGUGGGACAAGACUCUCCGCCUGUGGGAGCUCUCGACCGGCACCACCACCCGCCGGUUCGUCGGCCACACCAACGACGUCCUCUCGGUCUCGUUCUCCGCCGACAACCGCCAGAUCGUCUCCGGUUCCCGCGACCGGAGCAUCAAGCUCUGGAACACCCUCGGUGACUGCAAGUUCACCAUCACCGACAAGGGCCACACCGAGUGGGUUUCGUGCGUCCGCUUCUCGCCCAACCCGCAGAACCCCGUGAUUGUGUCGUCCGGCUGGGACAAGCUGGUCAAGGUUUGGGAGCUUUCUAGCUGCAAGCUGCAGACCGACCACAUUGGCCACACCGGCUACAUCAACACCGUCACCAUCUCCCCCGAUGGAUCUCUGUGCGCUUCCGGCGGCAAGGACGGUACCACGAUGCUGUGGGAUCUUAAUGAGAGCAAGCACCUGUACUCGCUCAACGCCAACGACGAGAUCCACGCCCUUGUGUUCUCCCCCAACCGCUACUGGCUGUGCGCUGCCACCGCCAGCAGCAUCAUCAUCUUCGACCUCGAGAAGAAGAGCAAGGUCGACGAGCUCAAGCCCGAGUUCCAGAACGUGGGCAAGAAGAGCCGCGAGCCCGAGUGCGUCUCCCUUGCGUGGAGCGCUGACGGCCAGACCCUGUUCGCCGGCUACACCGACAACAUCAUCCGCGCGUGGGGUGUCAUGUCGAGGGCGUAA